AACCCCCCUCCAUCAUUUCCAUAAUCGAGCGUCGAGCGGUGUGAUCCGCACCGCUGCAAUUAUGCGUGUUUUGCGUUGGAUGCAAUUAUUAGUAAACACUGCAAUCCGUGCACAGGGCUCCAGCUCCAGCCCGGCCCCCACAAGUUGUUAGCAUGCCUGUUUAAGUGGAGGCGGACUGUCUUGUAGCCUGUAUCAAAAAAUGACUCAACAUGGCUUUGGCUUUGACUCAACAUAUGGCUCUCGACCGAUCCUCGAAACCAUAACCAGUUGAGCGAGCGAGGCGCGCAUCAUCUUAAUGAAAGUCGGAAGUGGGGUUGGGUGGCCAUGGACCCAUUCAGCCAGCUGAUCCUCACCAUCUCAGUGACCAGUUUCCUCACCUUCCAGUGGCUCUUCCACAGAGUCAGCCCCUGGAUGUCGGCACGCAUCAGCCCCAGCUUCCUCAACCUCAGCGACAAGCAGAAGGUGGAGUGGAACUCAAGGACGGUGUCGACGUUUCACGCACUGCUGGUUGGAAUCUUUUGUCUCUACAUCUUGUUCUUUGACACCGCCGUCAAUGAAGACCCAGUCUGGGGAGAUCCUACACUGGUGAAGAUCAAUGUUGCCAUCACAACAGGCUACCUCAUAUCUGAUCUGCUGCUAAUAUUUUACUAUUGGAAGGCGAUAGGCGACAAGUUUUUUGUAGUUCACCAUCUGGCAGCGUUGUAUGCUUACUACUAUGUACUGGGCCAAGGAAUGUUGCCUUAUUUUGCUAACUUCCGCCUGCUCGCUGAGUUUUCCACCCCAUGUGUGAAUCAGCGCUGGUUCUUUGAGGUACUCGGUUACCCCAAGUCCUCCAAGCCCAACAUGGCCAAUGGUGUUGCUAUGGCGGCAGUCUUUUUCCUGGUUCGCAUCGCCGUCAUGCCGGUCUACUACAGUCGUAUGUAUGCUGUGUAUGGCACUGAGGCCUUCUACCUGGUCCCCUGGGGUGGCCGUGUAGCCUGGAUCUGCUCCAGUAUCUGCUUGGACAUCAUGAACGUUAUGUGGAUGCACAAGAUUGCCCGCGGCUGCUACAAGGUGCUGCGCUCGGGACGACAGAGCAAAUCCGAUACACCUCAGGAGAAUGGCAAGACGGAUUAAGAGAGCCAGGGAGCCAAGUGGUGAGGAAACCCCUCAAACAGAGCCAAGAAGACGUCACUCUCAGUGCACCAGUCAGCAUCAGUUUGGACCCUUGCCUGCCAGGCUGUGUUCCUGGUCAGCAAACUUGGGAAAUGCUACCUUACAGGACAGAGGACAACAAGGGAAAAUGUGUUGUUUCUGAAAAGCAGGAGCAGUGCACUGGGAUGUGAACCGAUGGACCGUCCACCCGGCCAUCUCUAAGCCAUGAAACGGCCUCUUAGCAAUACUCUGUGUGCAUGGCCAAUUUUUUUUUUUCUCUUUAACAGUGUACCACUCAAAAUAAGAGUCCGGCCCGGGACAGUGGACUGUUAUCCCAAACACAAAUUGUCAAGAAGUUUACUGUUCUUUAUGAUAUUUUAGACAGCAUAUUGUUCCUUGAGAAACAUCAUGGACCGCUCGCGUUUAAGUUUUCUUUUAGUGUCAUUGCUGCCUGUGUCCCAGCGUUUUAAAUGAUGAAACACAAGUUCACGUUGAUGACAAUGCAAAGAUUUGAGGGGACCUCAAACGUAGAGUGAGUCCUCACUAUCGGUCAGUGCCAUAAAAUUCUUGUCAAAUGCCUAUAGAUGGAGAAGGCUCCAGCACCCCAUUUUCCUCAGUAAUCAUGAGCUAAUUGCCAGGGACUGGAGAGGAUUGGAUUUCGACACAGCGACGAGCAAGUAUGACUGAAAUAAAUCAGUUCAUCACCCACCCACUGUCAUUCACUGAAGGGGUUCGUACAGACAGCCAUUUUAAAGAAGUUCGUCGAACAAAACAUGUCCCAGCCUUUGUUUGUUGCGUUUAAAUGGUAAACUUGAAUGACGUAGGGCUGAACGGGCAUUGACACACUGUAUGUACAGGUUAUUUUGGUUUCCUUUUCCUUUGUCUUGCUGGGGUCCAGGGAAAUGGGUUUUUAAAGAUUCAAGCAAUUAAAGGUAUGUUUUUAGUUGAUCAAAAGUAAACCAGUGGCUAGCAUGCUGAGGCUGGCCCAGCGGUCUGCCCGUGUGUUAGAGAGAAUGCUCGAAGGGAAAGUGAAUGUCACCGCUUUGUUUGUACACCAAGAAAAGCAAUGCAAAGACAAGCACUCGUUUUACUAAGAGAAACAGUUUACAUCAGUUUUGUAAAAUCCACAUGAUAUAACACAUACACAAUCUGAUAUUUCAUGUGACAACCUUAAAACCUUAAAAAAAAAAAAAAAAAAAUACCACACUGCAUACAAAAGAUUAAUUGUUGACUCAAUGUUUUAAUGGGAG
Messenger RNA from Myripristis murdjan (pinecone soldierfish), 2384 nucleotides. Its product is annotated as transmembrane protein 56-B. Gene Ontology annotation, cellular component: endoplasmic reticulum; membrane. NCBI's taxonomy places the organism in Eukaryota, Metazoa, Chordata, Actinopteri, Holocentriformes, Holocentridae. Bases 325 to 1116 code for a protein of 263 amino acids. The transcript is spliced from 7 exons. The record is from RefSeq and is a predicted model, not a curated record. Gene Ontology annotation, biological process: lipid homeostasis.